AUGGGUGGUCUACCUGAAACCUAUUCCUCCUGGAAUGCCGAAAGCCACAGAUCCAAUGGCAUUUUGGCACGCUCACAAGCAACUCCUCUGUCAGCACGGCUGCGCAAGGAUCACUACCUCAAGACGGAAGACGACAAGAGCAGAGGGAUGAUGCAUCUCUUGGCCGCGGCGGGAGACUGCGUACUACUCGAGUUUCUCCUGCACCAAAAGUUUUACGAUCCCAAAGAAAAAUAUGAACAUGGCAUGACUCCACUGUCCUUCGCCGCAAAACACGGACAUAAAAAAGUCGUCCAGGCAUUGCUUGACCGACCAGAAAGCGAUACACAGUCAAGGGAAGACUACGGUCGGACGCCACUCUCGCACGCCGCCUGCAAUGGACAUAAAGACGUCGUUCGCUUGCUGUUAGCUCGACCAAGUACCAAGGCCGAUUGGAGAGAUCAAGCCGGUCGGACUCCGCUCUCCUAUGCGGCUCAGAACGGGCAUAAUGAAGUCGUUCAGUUGUUGCUAAGCCUACCACACGUCAAGGCAAGCUCAAGAGAUGAGAAUGGUUUGACCCCAAUCUGGCAUGCUGCCUGGGGUGGAUACAAGGACGUCGUCCAGUCACUGCUCUCCCGACCAGAUGUCAACGUGAAUGAGAGAGACAAUGACGGUUCAACCGCGCUCUGGCGCGCCGCCUGGCGUGGACAUGCAGAAGUCGUAAAGCUACUGCUAGCUCAACCAAACAUUGAAGCAGACGCAAAAGCGGCCAAUGGCCUGACACCGCUGUGGUAUGCCGCCUGGAACGGAAACACUGAUGUUGUGCGAAUGCUGCUGGCCAGACCAGACGUCGAAGCAGACGUGCGAGACAAGAACGGCUCAACCACGCUUUCUCAUGCUGCCAGCACUGGAAACAAGGCAGUUGCUCAAUUACUGCUCGCUCGACCAGACGUCAAUGCCGAUUCACGGAACAGAGAUGACCGAUCGCCGCUGUCGUAUGCUGCUGAGCAUGGACAUGCAGACAUUGUCAAGCUCCUCCUGCUUGCUCGACCACAUGUCAAAGCAGAUUCAAUGGACGGCAACGGUUCUACCCCGCUUUGGUAUGCGGCAAGCCGUGGACACAAAGAAGUCGUCGAGUUGCUGCUGGCUCGGUCAGACGUCAAGGCAGACUCGAGAGGGAAUUGCGGCUCGACACCCUUGUCACAGGCCGCCUGGGGUGGGCACAGAGAAAUCGUGCAGUUACUACUAGCACGAAAGGAUGUCAGCGUGGAUACAAGGGAUAAAUAUGGCCAGUCUCCUCUGAAUUAUGCUGCUGAGAGUGGACAUGAGAGGAUUGUUCAGCUACUUCUAUCUAGAGACGGGUAG
Messenger RNA from Beauveria bassiana ARSEF 2860, 1341 nucleotides. Its product is annotated as Pfs domain protein. The transcript has a single exon. Lineage: Eukaryota; Fungi; Ascomycota; Sordariomycetes; Hypocreales; Cordycipitaceae. The record is from RefSeq and is a predicted model, not a curated record. Bases 1 to 1341 code for a protein of 446 amino acids. Gene Ontology annotation, molecular function: protein binding.